UUUAUGGCGUGAGUCUAGCGCAAAGCUUCCAACUUUAUUCUGAAAGUGCGAAAUAUUUACAUUUUAACCGAGUUUUUAUGCAAAUCUGAGUUUUCGUGAAAAUCGUUUUGAGAAUGUCAACAAUUUUGAAUGUUCGUUGUGCCGGCACAACUAUUACGCGAUUAUUUAUACACAAUGAAAAGCAACAACAGUUACAAAAAUGCCAAGUCGCAUUUCAAUCCACUGUCAGCAAUGUCAAGGUUGAAAAUCUUGACAACAAAUCAGCGGACGUGGAAUGGCAUCAGGCCUUACCUUAUAAAUCUAUGCCGAGACUGACUAGAUAUCAAAUGCUACGUGGCUUCUUGAAAGGAGGUGAAUUUGCCAAUCUUUCGUUAAAUGAUUUUGUUUUUAAAUGUCGUGAACGACUUGGCGACAUUUAUCGUUUGCCUGGUGUGAUUGGACAGCCUGACUCUGUUGUACUCUUCAAUGUGGACGAUUUUGAAAAGGUAUAUCGUACAGAAGGUAUUUGGCCAAGCCGUCCUGGUACUGACGCAUUGAGAUACUAUCGGGAGAACCGAAAGGACGGUUUCUUCAAAGAAACUAUGGGGCUGAAUGAUAACGGUGAAAAAUGGGCAAAGUUCCGACAUGACGUAAAUCCUGUUUUAAUGCAGCCCAAAAAUGCUAAACUCUAUUUGGAGCCUCUACAAAAAGUAAGCUUAGAGUUUGUAGAAAGAAUACGUGAAAUACGCGAUCCACACACACUGGAAGUACCCAACAAUUUCUUUGAUGACAUUAAUCAUCUCGCUUUUGAUUCUGUUGGAGUAGUUGCUUUAGACCAUGACUUCGGUUUGAUACGUAGGAAUCCUGACUUGGAAGAAGUCAAAGUACUUUGUGAGCAUAUGAGCGCAUUUCUAAAGUCCAUUUAUGACUUGGGCAUUAAGCCAUCAUUUUAUAAAUACAUUACCACACCGUCGUACCGGCGUUUCGCUAAAUCAAUGGAUCUAAUGUUCGAUAUAACCAGUCACUAUGUAAAUGAAGCCUUGGCGCGUCUGGAAGAAAACCCCUCAAGGGAUGGUGAAGAACGCAGUGUUUUGGAAAAACUUUUGAAAAUCAAUCGAAAGACAGCCAUAGUAAUGGCAAUGGAUAUGCUGAUGGCUGGUGUAGAUGGGACAUCCAGUGCGAUCACUGCCAUACUGCUAUGCAUCGCCAAGAACCCCGCAAAGCAACAGAAGUUACGUGAAGAGCUACUUGCCGUGCUGCCACACCGCAGUGACCAUUUCACCAUUGAAAAUAUGAAGCAAUUGCCGUACUUACGUGCCUGCAUCAAGGAAGCGCUGCGUUUCUACCCCCUCUCCUUCGGUAAUGUGCGCGAAAUCGGUGCCGAUCUUGUGCUAAGUGGUUAUCAGGUGCCUAAGGGCACCGGUGCUUUGCUUAGCACAAAUAUGCUAGCCAAUGAAGAGCUAUUCUAUCCACGGCCCCGUGAGUUCAUACCGGAACGUUGGCUGCGAAAGUCGGAUACCACGCUAACCGAUGGACAGCGUCUAGUUGCUGAAAAUGUGAAUAAAUUUAUCAAUUUGCCUUUCGGUUUUGGACCGCGCAGUUGCGUCGGCAGGCGUAUUGUUGAAAUAGAAAUGGAAUUAACGCUGGCAAACUUAGUGCGCAAUUUCAAUAUCGAGUACAAACACUCGGUAGAAAAACCGUUCAGUUAUCACUUAAUUAGUACUCCCGCCAUCCCGCUGACGUUUAAAUUUUCCGAUUUGAAAUGA
This is a messenger RNA of Bactrocera tryoni, 1745 nucleotides long. RefSeq names its product probable cytochrome P450 12c1, mitochondrial. The transcript is spliced from 6 exons. The record is from RefSeq and is a predicted model, not a curated record. Gene Ontology annotation, molecular function: iron ion binding; monooxygenase activity; oxidoreductase activity, acting on paired donors, with incorporation or reduction of molecular oxygen. The coding region runs from base 114 to 1745 and encodes 543 amino acids. Lineage: Eukaryota; Metazoa; Arthropoda; Insecta; Diptera; Tephritidae.